Molecule: messenger RNA, 5476 nt
Organism: Porites evermanni
Lineage: Eukaryota; Metazoa; Cnidaria; Anthozoa; Scleractinia; Poritidae
Source: the annotation of a GenBank genome assembly
UCCUGCGCUGACGGCUAUCAGGGGCCGCUCUGUGAAAUUUGUAGUGAUGGCUACUAUAAACAGUUUCAAACGUGCAAAAAGUGUCCAACGAAGAAAUGGAUGAUCGGACAACUGUCCAUCGUGGUGGCAGUUAUCCUGGUCAUUAUUUUUUUCAUCCUAUGGUCAAAAAAAAGGAAGCAACAGGAGGAGCAAAAAGGAAGAUCCACAGUGGAUAUCAUACUUGGUAGGCUGAAAAUUGUCAUUGGCUUUUACCAAGUCACUGAUGGACUGUUACAGACAUUUUCGUAUAUCAAAUGGCCAGAUUCUCUUUCUGUAAUUGGAAAAUAUUCCGAGAUGAUACAGCUUAAUGUUUUCCAGAUUGCGCCUCUUCACUGCAUCUUUCCUGAAUUAAAGGUCAAUGCUUUUAAGAACUUGUUUGCAAUCCUUGCAAUAAAUGUCACAGCCAUCAUUCUUGCGAUUAUCAUUUAUUGUUUACGAAAGCUUCUACUCGAACGGAGUGCUUCCUCCAAAGAAGAAAAGUUAAGGAAAUCUUCUCAAACGAAAGAGCUGAUCUUGAGAAACCUGUUUUUCUUCCUGUACGUGACAUAUCUCAGUACCUGCUCCAAUACAGCUAGUGUGCUUCCUCCAACUUGCCGUAUGCUUUGUUCAGACGAAAAGAAAACCCGUUGUCAAAAGUUUCUGAAAACUGAUUACAGUAUCGACUGUGAGAGUACAAACUACAGUCGAUCAGUCAUCGUUGCCUACAUUGCAGUUGUUUACAUACUACUUCUUCCCACAGCAUCACUUAUAGCUCUCUGGAAAGCGCGAUUGACCGUUACAAGUCAGAAUGAAAUGGAAGACGAGCAUCAAAAUCCUGAUAUCAAAGUGAAAAGCAGCGAAGUCACCACAGGCUUGCGAUUCCUUUUCGAAAACUACCAUCCGCGAUCGUGGUACUGGGAGCUGGUCGACACAGUACGAAAGGUGGUCCUCACGUCAGGUAUCGUCUUAGUUGGUGGUGAAAGCAGGGCAUAUGUCGGACUGGCUUGUGUCAUGUCAGGACUCUAUGGAAUGUUUUUUGCCUAUGUUAGCCCUAUAGCGGACCCAUUCGAGAACAGACUAAUGCUGAUAUCUCUUGCUGUGACCUUUUUAAACUUGGGAAUAGGAGCUGUGAGUAAAAUUAACAGCGAGAACAUUCCAGCCUCAAUCGAUCCAUAUGUGGAUAACAUCAUGUUCAAGGUACUGGUGUUUGGAGCAAAUUCUUUGGUAAUCGGCCUUCUCGUAGGUAAGUUAAGUGUAAAUCCACUUCGGUUAUUAAUUUACCCUUCAAUAGUAUAAUAUUCAUGCCUGGGUAUUGUUACUAAUGACAUUAUAGUAAGGUAUGGGGAAUCAAUCUUACCUGGGACAAGCCCAAGAUAAACUGAAUUGAAUAUAGGUAAUCUGGAACCCGACUUACUCACUGGCGUGGGCGCGUAGCUCGCCAAUCACCCUUCGUGUCGGCAAAGUGAAGUGAAUGGGACAAAAUGUACCAGUAUUUCCUAUUAUAUAUACUCAUUUGCAUAUCAUUAAUUAAUCCUCGGGGAUGAUAUUUACAAUUCAAAUGGAACGUGGACAGGAAGGCUAAGCAACCACGACGACGAAAACAACGACGUCAAAAAACGUUGCCUACAUUUGACAGAUUGAGGUGGUCCAAAUAGACGUGAUAAAGUUUGAAAGGACGCGAAUCAAUUUUUUAGCAACGUCGUCACUGAAGUUGUCGUCGACUAGUCGUCGUUGCUUAAGCUCCCCAAUCACAUGUAGGGCGAUGUCAGCUCCUUGCUUGCUUUUGGUUUUCGGCCAAAAAAUUUAGUUCACGAUGUAAAUCGGUUAAGCUUCAAUUGCCAUUCUAACUGUAAUCGUAUUACUGUAAUGCCUUAAUUGAGGUAGCAAUAGUAUUUAUGUCCAGAUUUCAAGCAGCUGCAAAAUUUAGGAUUUUUCGCGUCCUUGCAAAAGAUUGCAAAAAUUGCACGGUUCACAAUUAAUCGCGUUCGUCGUAACCUACAGUGAGUGACCUUCAUAAAUAGUUAUAAUUAUCAAAUUUAGUAAGUCCAUAUGUAUGCAAGUACCGUUAUUAUUCACUCAGUAAGUGAUCUAUAAGACUUGAACUUAAAGCAAAAAUAUUCAUAGAGAAGAGUAAAGACAGUGCAAUAGAGGACUCCGCCUUAUAGCGGAGCUCCGGCGCGCGAAGCGCGCCAGCGGAGCACCAUGGGUAAUAAAAUUUGGUGAACCAUCCAUCCGAGAAAAUUUGGUUAUGACGUAGCGUACGCCCGUACACUCUUUGCGGGGGCGGGAAGGGAAUCAGGUGUCAGCCCGUCCGGGGGAGGAGUAUGUUAUAAAUCGCGCGAUGCAUUUGUGCAACCCACCUGUUUCUUGGCGGGAAAUCGCGUAAGAAAUGACGUGGCUGUCGUCGCGUUCAAAAACAUGUUUACUUCAACGGAACUACUUCAUUGCAUAAGGAUUUUGUGUCCGGAGAGCUCAGUUUCUAGUGAACCGUUUCGAAGAAAUUGUUAUGGCAACAAACAAUAGCGGAUUGGAUUCAAACUAUUUGCUUGUAAGUGAAAAGCGACGGGAAAGAGAAGAAGAGAAAGGCAUAGAGUAAGAAUUAACAGGCGCGCUAGCAAAGAGGGUUCAAGUGGAAAAUUUAUGCAGCAUCUGCGACUUGUUCACUGAUAGCUGAAGCUGACAGAGUUUUGAGUCAUCUUUUGAUGUUUUUACCUGUCUUUUUCACUGGAUCUACAAAAUGAAACACAGCAGCUAUCAACAUUCUUUUGUUAUUCUUGGCUGGCUUGUUUACUGGGUUGUGGUUGAGAAUGCGCAGCACGACAAAAAGAAAUCGGGAAUCAUCGUUUUCAAAAAUAAGCUACUCUUAGUAAGCUUACUUCGCCUUGCUGAACCAUGCGAAAAAUCUUAAGCGAUUCUGGCCUUACUUGAUGGGUUUCCGUGCUGCAUCUCGACCGGUAAGCUUGAGUAAUUUUAUUGCAUUUUACGUGUUUUCUUUUUUCAUGUUUACGCCGUCAUUUUACGCACAUUUGUAAGGUUUGGAACAAUUUAUCUGACCUAGUAAAGAACUUAAAAAGUCUUUAGACAUUUUCUGACCGCGACUAGAAGAAAAACUUCUGAAAAAUAGUUUAGUUGUCCUAUUGUUUGUAAAAAGAAAACUUUGAGCGACAUUCUUGCCUGGAGUUCAUCUUGCAAAAUAGCAAACACGGCGAAGGCGGCUUAAAACUUAAGGCUUAAUUUAAAUCUAUUCGUCACUCAGCUUUACUCUCAAAACACGUCUUCGGGAACAAAAAUUGUUGACCUUCAAAUGUUUCUUCGUAUUAUAUUUCUUGUCUUGAUUGUUUGUCAAGAUCUCGUUCUUACAUGAUCGCUUUGCCAGUUGUUGUUUUCAAUCGUCCGUGAACGUGUUGAUCACGCUCUACGCCCAAUUUUUGUUCUGAUUGGUCAAAAUUUGACCGGCGAUUUUAUGCGGAAAAUUUAUGCAGCAUCUUGAAACUUGUUUACUGUGACAGCUGAAGCUGACAGAGUUUUGUGUCACCUUGUGAUGUUUUUAACUGUCUUUUUCUACUGGAUGUACGAAAUGAAAUUCAGCUACUAUCAAGAGUCUUCUGUUAUUCAUGGCUAGUUUGUCUAUUGGGUUUUUUGGUUGAGAAAUACGUCGCCUGUGAAAGUCGGAAAUCCGAUUUCGGAUGGCAUCAAUUCGUUUUCGUUUUUCACCUUGCUUGAUUGAAAAGUCUGAAGCGAUGUAGCUUCCAGGAGCUGCCUGAGUAAUUAUUGUAUUUGUGUUUGUUUUUUCAUAUAUCUUAUUUCAUGAAGCCGAGCGCAGUUUAUGAGGCUAUAGUUUAUGCAUGUUUGAAUUAAGAUUUGAGAUAAUGACCUGACCUAUAGUAUGAGGUUUGAUUUAAGCUUGCAGAACUUUAAAAAGUCUUUAGUCGAUAUUUUUUCACCGCAAAUAGAACGAAAAAAACGUUGCGUUUUUAUUUUGGCUGUAGAAAGAAAGCUUUGAGCCAUUUUUUUAGCCUCCAGUAAAAAAAACAUAAACUUAGGCUUUAAGCAUAAAGACUCAGGAUUCUUAGAGACACUUUAAUACUUAAUUGUCUUCGUGAAUGAAAAUUGUUGUCUCUGUAAAUGUUUCACCGAAUUAUAUUUCUUUUAUUGAUUGUUAGUAGUGUCUCUUGCAAUUUGCCGUUAAUGUUUUCAGUCGUCGCUUGCAGGAGUACUCAAAACGUUGCACGUAUUAAACGCUUGUUAAGUUUACACAUCGUUAUAAAACCACUAAAUAAAAAAAACCACAAUAAAUUCUUUAUUAUGUUGAAGUGUAACUCUAUUAAUGUUCAUUCAAACACUCCACAGUUUGCAACUGGCUGGCCGUUAUAUAGGUGAUUUUGGAAAUUUUUGGCGGUUUCGCUAAAAACCCACGCGUGCUUCGAUAGUCCUGAAUAUUGAGUGAGUGCAAUUUAUAUUUCAAAACUGUGAAAUACUGCAUUCUGUCUGAGGUCUGUAUGAUAAAAACAGCGCCUCGUAGUAGUGUUUCACCUCAGACUGUCAGAUGUGAUGUAUAAAAAGUAUAAAAGGUUGGUUUACACGCCCCCAGAUUUGUUAGCAAGAUUUUGUAAAGCAAACUUGUCAAACGGAAAAAAUUUUGCCGGAUUUGCUUUCCAAGUAUUUGUUUUCCAGGCCUAAUCUACUGUGAUCAAGAGCCAUUAUGGACGUUAAAUGUGAUCGAAGAUGAUUGCUAUUUUUUGGGUGUACAUAUAAAGGCCGUCAACUCGAUGUAAGGUUUGGUGCACGCUUGGACUGUUAGCAAAUUAUUUUUCUCUCAAAUCACUUAGCCUUAAUCCCUCAAAACAAAAGUCACAUGAUUGUGCUCUAAAGUGAACUGAUUUGUGGAAUACAAGUUUAUUGUUUGAUUGAAAUUACAAAUUUAUUAUUGGGAGCGUCGCUUUUAGCCCUGGCUAAAUCUAUAUAUUAAAACGCAAGUCAACGCGUAUAUGUUUUAAAAAGAGAGGUGACUUCAGUAAGUCCUAUAGUGAAUAUUUGUAACUAUGACUAUUGUUUCUUUGCAGUUCAGUAUAUUGUAUACAUCUAUCGCUUUAUAAAAGAAUGGCUCAAGAGUCCCAAAUGGUCUUUCUCUUGCUGUCUGGCCUUGCUGCUACCUUUGAGUGACUUGCAAGGAGAAGUACGUGGAUUUGCUGGAACGAAUGUUUUUAAAAACCAACUACCAACAGGAAAAAUGAAUAUGCCGUCAAUUUUAUCCUCUUUCCAAGAUACUGGUGCUAUUAACUUUAGUUUGGAAGAAGAUCAACCCAAUCUGGCAGGUGGAAGGAAUUCUGAUCAUGAGGAGACACCUGGAAACAAGAGCGACAAACAAACCCAGACUCGAGAAAGCGGGAAAGAAUUCAUCUUUACCAAAAUUUCAGUCCAUGAAGUUCCAAAAAUGACAUACGAUACGUCUUUUUAA